Molecule: messenger RNA, 2019 nt
Organism: Micropterus salmoides (largemouth bass)
Lineage: Eukaryota; Metazoa; Chordata; Actinopteri; Centrarchiformes; Centrarchidae
Gene: prkcsh
Product: protein kinase C substrate 80K-H
Exons: 18
Coding region: 183-1775 (530 amino acids)
Biological process (GO): N-glycan processing; liver development
Cellular component (GO): glucosidase II complex
Molecular function (GO): calcium ion binding
Source: RefSeq, a predicted model, not a curated record
GUUCAGGCAAAAGGAGUGCGAUUGGUUAGGGUCAGGGUACAAUACCCUGGUAAGCCAAUCAGAGGAAGAGUAGGGCGGGUCUUGCCUUCGCAAUCCUGAGGGGAAAAAAAGAAUAUCGCGACCGGCGUUUCCGGUGCAGUGGACUCAUAUUAUAUUCUAACCCAGUGUGGAGCUGCACCAUCAUGACGUGCUGUCAGUACCUCCUCCUCCUGCUGCUGCUGAAUGUCGGAGUCUCAGCGGUGGAAGUCCAACGCCCUCGCGGUGUUCCUUUGUCAAAACGGCAGUUCUAUGAAGAGGGCAAACCUUUUACUUGCCUGGAUGGCUCCCGCACCAUUCCCUUUGACAGAGUAAAUGACGACUACUGUGACUGCCAGGACGGCUCUGAUGAGCCGGGCACUGCUGCUUGUCCCAAUGGUAGCUUCCACUGCACCAAUGCAGGUUUCCGACCAGGGUUCAUCCCUUCCUCCCGCAUCAAUGAUGGAAUCUGCGACUGCUGUGACACAACAGAUGAGUACAACAGUGGUGCUGCCUGUCAGAACACCUGCAGGGAGUUGGGGCGCAAGGAGAAGGAGAGCCUGCAGAAGAUGGCAGAAAUUGCCAAGGAGGGCUUUCUGCUAAAACAACAACUUAUCCAGGAAGCCAAGAGAGGCCUAGAGGAUAAGAAGGCAAAACUUGCGGAAGUUCAGGCUGGUAAAAAGGAUCUGGAGGAGAAGGUGGAGGCUUUGAGAACUGUAAAGGAGACUGCAGAGCAGCCAGAGAAAGAAGCCAAAGAGCGCCAUCUGAAGGCCUGGGAAGAUGAAAAAGCUCUGAUUCGCAUCCAGAAGGACAAGGCUAGAAUGGCUGAGGUGUUUCUUGAACUGGAUGAUGACGCAGAUGGCUUGGUUUCAGCGGCUGAGCUUGUGUCCCAUCCUGAGCUCGACCCAGAUUCAGAUGGCUCAUUUACAGAAGCAGAUGCUCAGGGAUUGUUGGGUGAAAUGGACAGUGUGGACACAGUAGCAUUUGAAUCUGUUUGGAAUAAGAUCAAAGAAAAAUACAUAUCAGAGGCCAGCGUAGACACCUCUGCACCAGUGGAGACUCCCCAGGAAGAGAUGAGGGAGCCAGUCGCUGACAAUGACUCUGAGCAGUAUCCUGAAGAUGACAUCCCAGAGGAAGAAGAGGAGGAGGAGGAUGAUGAAGAGGAUGAUGACGACCCAGAUGAGAGAGACUAUAAGAGUCCACCUACGUUACAAGAAAAGAAGGAUGACAAUGAUGAGGGGACUAUGCCACCCUACGAUCAAGAAACGCAGAACCUCAUUGAUGCUGCUCAGAAAGCCAGGAGUGAGUUUGAUGAAGCUGAGAGAGCUCUCCGGGAAGUGGAUGAUCAGAUCAGGAACCUUGAGAAGGAGAUAUCCUUUGACUUUGGACCCAGUGCUGAGUUUGCUUACCUCUAUAGCCAGUGUUACGAGUUGACUACUAGCGAGUACAUCUACAGGCUAUGUCCGUUUAACAGAGUUUCACAGAAACCCAAGUAUGGUGGAUCAGAAACUAACCUGGGAACAUGGGGGAAAUGGGCAGGUCCUGAGGAUAACAUCUACUCUGUGAUGAAGUAUGAACAUGGAACAGGGUGUUGGCAAGGCCCUAACAGAUCCACCAUGGUCAAGUUAACGUGUGGAAAGGAGACGGUGGUGACAUCUACCUCAGAGCCCAGUCGUUGUGAGUACCUGAUGGAGUUCAUCAGCCCUGCUGUCUGCCAGGAGCCCCCAAGCCUAGACUCAGUGAUUCAUGAGGAGCUCUAGAUUUAUUUUAUUUGUUGUUCUUGAGGGACCACAGUCACUGCAGCAACAUGAAGUCGCCAUGCCAUGAGUGGCACCAUCUUGGCGUUGAUUAACAAUCAACAAUAAAUGAUGGAAAUUCCAAUGAGUAGUUAUGUCGUCUACACAUCAAAUUUCCCCUGCUACCUGUUGUUUUAUUUUUCCAAAUUCUGUCAAAUGUAGUCAUUCCAUAGUUUUGAAAUAAAGUUCAUUUUUAUCAUCUUCCAAA